AUGGCCCGAUCCCGACGCUCCAGCGCAACAAGUGACGGCCACGAGCGCCUCGAACCCCGCCUCCUCCGCGCAGUCGAGCAAGAUGACCUCGAGUCCCUCCGGACCAUCAUCGGCCUAUCCCGCGAACAUGGCCAAUUCAGCGACGCAUUCCUGCGCGUGGGGCUGAUGCGCAGCGCGGAUCGCGGCAGCGUGCGUGCCACGGAAUUCCUCCUCUCCCUCGGCGCAAAGACAGAAGUCACCGGGAAUAGGUUAUCGCCCUUACUCCGCGCCGUCGAGCGCAAUCACUACGAAAUCGUAAAAUUGCUGCUCGACCACGGGGCGGUGCUGGACUCAGCGGAUAAGGAGGGCCGCACGGCGCUCAUGAGCGCUGCGUGGCGCAAUCAUGCCGAGACCUUGAAACUGCUUAUUGCACGCGGUGCGGAUGUGAAUGCGCGCGAUCUGCGGAGGAGGAAUGCGCUGCAUAAUUUGGCUGCCGAUAAGGAGUGUCGCUCUGGUUGGGGUGAUGAUAUUGUGGGACUGUUGCUGCGGACCGAGUGUCAGAUUGAUGGACCCGGGGGUCAGGAUGAAUUGGGACGCACGCCGCUGCAUUGGGCGUGCGCAACGGGGAAUCGACGGUUCGCUGAGUUGCUGCUUACACGACCGGAUGGACCGAGGGCGCAGAUUGAUGCCGCCGAGCUGAGAGGGAAGACGGCGCUGCAUAUUGCGACGGCGCAUGAUCGCGAGGAUAUCGUACUGCUGUUGCUGCAGCAUGAGGCGGCAGUUAAUGCCUGCAGUGAUGGUGGCUGGACGCCGCUACAUAAUGCGUGUGAGAGGGGCUCUGUGGCUAUUGUGAAGACGCUGUUGCGCGCCGGAGCUCAUAUCAACAGCCAGCUUUUGAACGGCGUGACGCCACUGCAUCUUGCGGCGCAGGGUGGUCAUACCGAAGUGGUGGAGUGUCUGCUGGAGAGACCGGAUCUCAAACGUCGAGUGCGGGAUAAUUUCGGGAGCACGCCGUUCCUGCGCGCGGCGCAGUUCAAGCGCAAGGAUAUUGUCCUGCUGCUGGCGCCGUUCAAUAAUGUCGAGUCUCUUUCCGAGGAUGCACGGAAUGCCUGUCGGGCAUUCGAUGCCACUGUGGUUGAUUUCGGUAACUUCCAUAACGAAAACCGCGUCAAGCGCAUCUCUGUAUUUGAGCUGCUCUAUGGCAAAGACGCAGAGAAUCCACGCAAGCAGGCCGUCACAACUCUACCGGCUGACAGUCGAGCCACUGAUUUCCGCUGGAUCCAUCUCCCGGCUAACAAUAUGGCUUGGGUGGAGGCGCUGCUCACCAAGUCGUUUAUUGAAGAGGGUGCCCACGACGUCGAUGGAUUCAAAGGCCUGGAGAAGUCAUUUAAUUACCAACACCGCGGCCAAAGGACUCACUCGCAUUUCAUGCGUCCGUUGUGCCAGAAUACUCCUCGCAGCGCACGGCGUCGAGAAGAGGAGAGCAGCUGCGAGGAGCAGGCGUCAGAUGCUGCUCAAGCUAAAACGCCAGAUCCUGGUCCCCUGCCCGCUGGUCGCAAGCAAAAGGAAACCGGCGGGAAGCCCAAGCGGGUCGAUUCAUAUUCUCUCGAUGAGGGAUCGGUGAAGAAGAGCAAGGGGAAUCAGAAAAAAGCCGGCGGCAAACCAGGCAGCGGUCCCAGCACGCCCAGGUCUGAGAAUAGACCACAGCAACCAAAAUCAUCGCUCACUACUUCCACGCUAUGUAAAGACCCCCUGGUCUCUGCAUGCAACGUCUGUGUCUACCUACCAUAUCUGCAUUUCGAGACCGCAGAACGACGGCAGAAGAUGCAAGAGGCCAUUCAACGAGCAGAAAAGAUGGAUUCUCUUUUCCAGCCGCGCGGACUCAGCAGGGCUCGUACGAGGGAUGAAAUGCUGCUUGACGCACAUCUGUCGUCUUCGUCAACUUCUCUCCAUGUCCGCCGCACGCUGGACCAGUUUUUUUACCCGAACAUCGAUACCCAGAGUCGUGAUCAGGAUCAAGUGGUCUACCGCUACCAGACCAAAGGUCCCGGCCGCGCAGGAUCAGGCGAGGAUCCCAAGAUUUUCAUGGUGGAUCAGUUGUGGAUGUGGGUGUUGGGCACGAAUCUGAUCGUCACUGGGUUUCCGCAGCGGUGGGAUCAGCCCAAGAAUGAUCCGCUUAACGUGCUCGACGGGAUCAUCGAGGAUAUCAACUCCAAGACGCGCGAGCCUGUUAAGUCGCUUUAUGAUCUAGCGAUUAUCAUUACCAACCGAUGUUCGGGCGUAUUUGAUCGUCACCGCUUGGGCGAUGAUGAAUAUCAAUUCCUGGAUAUGUUCGAGUCGUCUAUUGGCAUUGCCACGGAUAAAGAGACGGUCCUCUUCAAUCGGUUUAACCGUGCCUCCUCACAAGCAUCGGGGUGGCUCAAGAGCCAUCGCAAGUUAAACAAACCCCUCCGCAACUCAUCUCGCUCUUUUUCGGGCAACCCAGCAGACGAGGACGACGCCGCAGAUGACGAUGACUUGGAGAAUGACGAGGGCCAACCGCUCUUCGUCGACAGACUGCUGGACAUCGGCCAGGAAACCGAUCUUCUAGCCGAGACCAAGGACAUCCGCGACGAGCUCAACAUGAUCCGCACAGUGCUCGAACACCAGAAGCACGUCCUCGCCGAUUUCCAAGAAGUGAUCUGCGAGAUCUAUUACGGGCAGCAACGCUCUCAGUACGAGGUAAAAAAACGGUUCAAGGACCAGCAGCGCACAAUCGACAUGCACCUAAAGGACAUCGACCGCAUGGACAAGCAGGCCGAGCGCAUCUACCACUCCAUUACCGAUCUUCUAGAUCUCAAACAAAAACACGCCAACGCCUUCGAGGCCCGCUUCGCGCGCGACCAGGCCGCAGGUACGACGCGACAAAGCAAGACCAUCAUGGUCUUCACCAUCGUAACCAUCAUCUUCCUACCGCUAUCCUUCAUCACGUCCAUAUUUACCAUUAACAUGAAAGAAUUCCAGAACCUAAAUCUGGGCUAUGUCGCCAAGUACACGUUCGGCGUCGGCUUCGCCAUCUCCAUCCCCCUGAUUCUGGUUGCGCUCUCAGUCGAUGAUAUCAGUGACUUCUUCGGUACCCUCCGCGGCCGGGGUUGGCUGUCUCGGCGGAGGAAAGCAGCUGAACUCUCAUCUGCAGGUGACUCGCUGCAGGCGCUGGAGAUUGAGAAGAUCCUGAGCUUGGCUCGCUCGCGCAGAAGCGCUGAGUUGGACUAUGGGCCUAGCUUGUUGCCUAUUUCUACGCGUGGCAGUGCAAGGCCAUCGACCUUUCAGCGGACUAGCGUGGAAAAUGCUAGAUCCUAUCAACGAUAA
Messenger RNA from Penicillium lagena, 3327 nucleotides. Its product is annotated as ankyrin repeat protein. The coding region runs from base 1 to 3327 and encodes 1108 amino acids. NCBI's taxonomy places the organism in Eukaryota, Fungi, Ascomycota, Eurotiomycetes, Eurotiales, Aspergillaceae. Gene Ontology annotation, biological process: metal ion transport; transmembrane transport. The record is from RefSeq and is a predicted model, not a curated record. Gene Ontology annotation, cellular component: membrane. Gene Ontology annotation, molecular function: metal ion transmembrane transporter activity; protein binding. The transcript has a single exon.